UUCCCUCAGUUCUCAUGACGUCUCACACCACCACCACCAUCCUCCUCUCUUUUCAUCUUCCCCAAUUUUAUUAUUCUCCUUCCACCAAACCCUAACCCUAACUUUCUCUCUCAUCCUUUUUGCACACACUUCUUCUUCUUCGUCUUCCUUCCACCUUCGAUUCCCAUUUCUCAAUCUGCCUGUAAUUCGGAAACCCUAAUCCACGAUUUCCAGUAAUGGAUUCGAACGCGAACAAUCUCUACGAAACGGCAUCGCAACCCGACACAGGAAACGACGAUGCGUACACCUUCCUCGAAUUCAACACCCAAGCAGGUGGUGACGACGAUGAUGACGUCAACUUCGCUUACCCGCAAUUCAACGAGCUUUCGCAGCCGAUUCGCGCUUCUGCAUCGCCGUCGUCAUCUUCUUCCGCUUGGCCUACUCCUUCUGACUCCAUUGUGGCACCUGAAAUCAAGGAAUCGCAUCAACCUCCCGAAUCUCAUUCUUCUUCAUCUGGGGGGCCCACCAAGGGUCGCGGAGGCGGUGGCGGUGGGGGUCAAGGUGUGGCUUCUGUCGUGGACUCGUUGGCCGCUGGUAUGAGUGGGUUGAACUUUGAGGAGACAGCGGGCGAUGAGGAUGGGUUUGUUGAUCAGUUUGGCAAAGGGGUUGGGGAUUUUUCUGAGCAUGCUUGUAGGUAUUGUGGUGUUCAGAAUCCUGCUUGUGUUGUUCGGUGUAAUGUUCCUUCUUGCCGGAAAUGGUUCUGUAAUUCGAGGGGGAAUACUUCUGGUUCACACAUCGUCAAUCAUCUGGUUCGAGCCAAGCACAAGGAAGUUUGUCUGCAUAAAGAUAGUCCUCUGGGAGAAACAAUUCUUGAGUGUUACAAUUGUGGUUGCCGUAAUGUUUUUCUACUUGGAUUUAUUUCGGCCAAGACCGAAAGUGUAGUCGUUCUUCUGUGUCGGGAACCUUGUUUGAGCGUGAAUGCAUUGAAGGACAUGAAUUGGGAUUUGAGUCAAUGGUGUCCUCUUAUUGAUGAUCGUUGCUUCCUUCCAUGGCUUGUGAAGGUUCCAUCUGAACAAGAGCAACUAAGGGCCAGACAAAUCAGUGCACAGCAAAUAAACAAGAUAGAAGAGCUAUGGAAAUCAAACCCUGAUGCAUCUUUGGAGGAUCUUGAGAAACCUGGUGUAGAUGAUGAGCCUCAGCCUGUGGUUUUGAAAUAUGAAGAUGCUUUCCAGUAUCAAAAUGUAUUUGCCCCACUUAUCAAGCUUGAAGCUGAUUAUGAUAAAAUGAUGAAAGAAUCCCAAAGUAAGGACAAUCUCACAGUGCGGUGGGAUAUCGGUCUAAACAAGAAGCGCGUUGCAUAUUUUGUUUUUCCAAAGGAGGACAAUGAGUUGCGUCUGGUACCUGGUGAUGAGUUGCGGCUACGUUACUCAGGGGAUGCUGCUCAUCCUGCUUGGCAGUCUGUUGGUCAUGUGAUUAAGUUGACUGCACAGGAAGAGGUUGCACUUGAGCUUCGUGCAAGUCAGGGAGUCCCUGUCGACAUAACUCAUGGAUUUAGCGUUGAUUUUGUCUGGAAAAGUACAAGCUUUGAUCGGAUGCAGGGUGCUAUGAAAACCUUUGCAGUGGAUGAGACUAGUGUUAGUGGGUAUAUUUAUCACCAUUUGUUGGGACAUGAAGUCGAGAUGCAGGUGGUUCGAAAUACUUUGCCUCGUCGAUUUGGCGCUCCAGGUCUUCCAGAGUUGAAUGCAUCUCAGGUUUUUGCUGUAAAGAGCGUCCUUCAAAAGCCCAUAAGUUUAAUUCAAGGCCCCCCUGGCACUGGGAAAACGGUUACUUCUGCUGCUAUUGUGUAUCACAUGGCCAAACAAGGCCAAGGACAGGUGUUGGUCUGCGCACCAAGUAAUGUGGCUGUGGAUCAAUUGGCUGAAAAGAUAAGUGCUACUGGUCUAAAGGUUGUAAGACUCUGUGCAAAAUCCAGAGAGGCUGUCAGUUCUCCGGUUGAGCAUCUGACACUUCACUAUCAGGUUCGGCACCUUGACACAUCGGAGAAGAGUGAGCUUUACAAAUUACAACAAUUGAAGGAUGAACAAGGAGAAUUGUCUAGCAGUGAUGAGAAAAAGUACAAAGCGUUGAAACGAGCAACGGAGAGGGAGAUAGCCCAGAGUGCUGAUGUCAUCUGUUGCACUUGUGUUGGAGCUGGAGAUCCACGUCUUUCAAAUUUCAGAUUCCGUCAGGUACUCAUUGAUGAGUCUACACAAGCAACAGAACCUGAGUGUCUCAUACCACUGGUUCUUGGAGCAAAGCAGGUUGUUCUUGUUGGUGACCACUGCCAACUUGGUCCUGUAAUAAUGUGCAAGAAAGCUGCUCGAGCUGGACUAGCACAGUCUCUUUUUGAGCGCCUUGUGUUGCUUGGUGUGAAGCCCAUCAGGCUGCAGGUUCAAUAUCGUAUGCAUCCAGCGCUUUCAGAGUUUCCUUCCAAUAGCUUCUAUGAAGGUACACUCCAAAAUGGCGUGACCGUUAAUGAAAGACAAUCAACAGGAAUCGAUUUUCCAUGGCCGGUUCCGAAUCGCCCAAUGUUCUUCUAUGUCCAGAUGGGGCAAGAGGAGAUUAGUGCUAGUGGAACAUCGUAUCUCAACCGGACAGAGGCUGCAAACGUUGAGAAAAUAGUGACUUCAUUCUUGAGGAGUGGCGUGGUCCCUAGUCAGAUUGGGGUUAUAACACCCUAUGAAGGGCAAAGGGCCUACAUUGUGAACUAUAUGUCGAGGAAUGGAGCACUCAGGCAGCAACUUUACAAGGAAAUUGAGGUGGCAAGUGUUGAUUCAUUCCAGGGUAGAGAAAAAGAUUACAUAAUAUUGUCUUGUGUUAGGAGUAACGAACACCAGGGAAUCGGAUUUCUCAACGAUCCCCGUAGACUCAAUGUUGCUCUGACACGUGCUCGUUAUGGUAUUGUCAUCUUGGGGAAUCCUAAAGUUCUGAGCAAGCAGCCACUUUGGAAUGGCUUAUUGACUCAUUAUAAGGAGCAUGAGUGCUUGGUAGAGGGACCUCUCAGUAAUUUGAAGCAGAGUAUGGUUCAAUUUCAGAAACCCAAGAAGAUAUAUAAUGAUCGUAGACUUUUCUAUGGUGCGGCCGCCGGUGUUGUGCCUUCCGAUAAUGUUACACCAGGUUCAACGACCGGUGCAAGUGGUGAUAGAAGAGGUAGUCGUGGUAGAGGUUACAUGCCACCGGGAGCACCUAAUGGUACACACAAGCCAGCAGUGCAUCCUUCUGGAUUCCCCAUGACUCGAGUUCCUAUUCCUCCAUAUCAUGGCGCACCACCAUCUCAGCCAUAUGCCAUUCCAUCUCGAGGUGCUGUACAUGGCCCUGUAGGAGCAGUUCCUCAAGUCCCUCAGCCUGGAAACCGUGGUUUUGGUGCUGGCCGUGGCAGUUCUGCUCCUAUUGGCAGUCAUCUACCGCACCAACAAGGUUCACAGCAACCUGUUGGAAAUAUCGGGCCUAGUUUCAACUUUCCUCUGGAUAGCCCCAAUGGCCAACCAUCUGUUGGUGGUCCAUUAUCACAACCCGGUUUUGUUUCUAAUAUGCCUGUUCAAGGGCCUAGCCAAUCUUUCCGUGAUGGGUUUUCCAUGGGGGGUAUGUCACAGGACUUCUUGGGUGAUGAUUUUAAGUCUCAAGGAUCACAUGUUGCUUAUAACAUUCCGGAGUUCUCAACACAGGCUUCACAAAGUGGAUAUUCUGUUGAUUAUGCCACACAAGGAGCACAGUCUGGCUUUCCAGGAAGCUUCCUGAACCAGAAUUCUCAGGCUGGAUAUUCUCGCUUUGGUAGCGGGAGCGAUUUCAUGUCUCAGGAUUAUAUGGCACAUGGAUCCCAAGGUCUUUUCACCCAAGUUGGCUUCAGUGAUCCAUCUCAAGAUGAUACUUCACAGGGCCAUUUUGGAGUGGGAAACAUGAAUCCUCUUCAGUCACAGGGACUGAUGAAUCCUCUCUAUUCCCAGCCCUUUACACACUAUAAUUCACAGCCUUUGAACUUGCAAAACACACAGCACCAGCAACCCCAGCCUCAGUCUCAGCAGCAGGCUGCUCAACAGGGUCUGAGCUCGCAGAACCAGAAAGCAGCUCACUACAGUGGUUGAGAAUAUAUGGUAAGGUGUUGGCCAAAGAUGGGUUGGUUAGUCUUCAAUAUCAGCGACUUGGUUUGAGCCACCGCAAUAUUAUUAAAAAUGGAAACAACAGUUUUUGCCCGGGUGAGGUUUAUCUAUGAUUUUUGCCACUCUACCUCAAUACUAAGCUUAUUGAUGGGAUGAUGGAAGUGCGGUUGGCUAUGGAAACCCCUAAAAUGGAACAGGUGGCCCAAAAUAAAGGCUGAGAAGGAGAAGGAUGACCCCCCUUUAUCGGCUUUCUGAGGUAUGUAUUCUCUUGAGAAAAGGCUGAAAAUUUAGUCAAUUUUUUGUGGAAAAAGAGAUCAUUGCAUGAACAUGGUCUGGUCGGAAAGGGUUCGGGAAAGUGAUAGAGCAAAGCUUUUGAUGGGCGUACAGGAUAAAGCAAAGGCUCGAUUAAUUCAUAAUACAGAAAAAACAGCAAUGAAGUACAGGAUUUUGUACAGCAGUGCAUGGAAAGGAAUACCAUUUUACCAAACCCUUUCAGCUCUUCCUGAUGACAUGUAAUUAUACUCUACAACACACGUACAGUAACUAUAGUAGUGGUAUUAAUAGAGAUAUGAUGGCGAUUAUUUUGGUGUGUUUUGGGGUGAUAUAAUCGUCUAGAUUGAUUGAUACUAGUGUGUAAAAUUUGAAAUCUGAGAAAUUGGGUUAUCUCAAAUUUCGAGUGUUUAUUCAUGCUUA
Messenger RNA from Spinacia oleracea (spinach), 4808 nucleotides. Its product is annotated as regulator of nonsense transcripts 1 homolog. The transcript is spliced from 29 exons. Gene Ontology annotation, cellular component: cytoplasm. Gene Ontology annotation, biological process: nuclear-transcribed mRNA catabolic process, nonsense-mediated decay. The record is from RefSeq and is a predicted model, not a curated record. Gene Ontology annotation, molecular function: ATP binding; zinc ion binding; DNA binding. Bases 216 to 4100 code for a protein of 1294 amino acids. NCBI's taxonomy places the organism in Eukaryota, Viridiplantae, Streptophyta, Magnoliopsida, Caryophyllales, Amaranthaceae.